Diorhabda sublineata is the source of this 4051-nucleotide messenger RNA. RefSeq names its product structural maintenance of chromosomes protein 3 (gene SMC3). Bases 315 to 3926 code for a protein of 1203 amino acids. Lineage: Eukaryota; Metazoa; Arthropoda; Insecta; Coleoptera; Chrysomelidae. Gene Ontology annotation, cellular component: chromosome. The transcript has 14 exons. Gene Ontology annotation, biological process: mitotic sister chromatid cohesion. Gene Ontology annotation, molecular function: double-stranded DNA binding; ATP binding; cohesin loader activity. The record is from RefSeq and is a predicted model, not a curated record.
AGCUGAUCGGUGAUCUACCAGAAAGCGUGUUAGCUUUCGAAAAAUCCUAUAUUAAAUAGAAUAAAAUAAUCGUUAUUAGUAGAUUGCAAAAUAUAUUAAUAUGAUUCUAAUAUAUAUAUAUUUUAUAUCGUAUAUCAAGAAAAUGUAAUUUUUUACAGAUUGUAUAUAAAUACUUUGUUUUAUACGUGGAUCAAGUUUGCCGCUAAUUUUGACAGAAAAUCGUUCGUCAUUGGAAAGUUCGAAAAUGGCGUUAAUAUAAACUAUUGCUAAACAAAAUCACUUUUUUUGUUCAUUAAAGUAGUAAUGAUUUAACAAUGCAUAUAAAACAAGUUAUUAUCCAGGGAUUUAAAAGUUAUAGGGAUCAAACAGUAGUGGAACCUUUCGACAAAAGGCACAAUGUAGUUGUAGGACGUAACGGCUCAGGAAAAAGUAACUUUUUCUACGCUAUUCAAUUUGUAUUAAGUGACGAAUAUUCCCAUCUUCGACCCGAUCAAAGACAGGCUCUUCUCCAUGAAGGUACAGGACCUCGAGUCGUAUCAGCGUAUGUAGAAAUCAUUUUUGAUAACUCAGAUUCCAGAGUUCCGAUUGAACAUGAAGAAAUAUAUUUAAGACGUGUAAUUGGUGCUAAAAAAGAUCAGUAUUUUCUCAAUAAAAAAGUGGUACCUAGAAGUGAAGUUAUGAAUCUAUUAGAAUCUGCAGGGUUUUCAAAUUCUAAUCCGUAUUAUAUCGUAAAACAAGGAAAAAUUAACCAAAUGGCAACAGCUCCUGAUGCCCAUCGACUGAAGUUAUUGAGAGAAGUAGCAGGUACAAGGGUGUAUGAUGAAAGAAGGGAUGAAUCUAUGGCCAUUUUAAGGGAAACUGAGAUAAAACUACAAAAAAUCGAGGAAUUUUUGCGUACGAUCGAAGAGAGGUUGAGUACUUUGGAGGAGGAAAAGGAGGAAUUAAAACAGUAUCAACAUUAUGAUAAAAUACGUAGGGCUUUGGAGUAUAUAAUACAUGAGGUCGAGUUAAAUGAAAAUAAAAAGAAAUUAGUGGAGUUGGAGAAACAGCGGAACGAAUCCGGUACAGAACAGGAAAAACUGGCGGCGAAUUUGAAAAAAGCCCAAGACAAUAUAAAAACUUUAUCAAAGAAGACGAAAGAAACGAAAAAAGAAUUGGCGUCUUUAAAAGAAGAACGCGACAUAUUAAUUAAUGACAACCAGCAUUUAAUUAAAGAAAAAGCCAAAUUAGAUCUGACCAUAAAGGAUUUGUCGGAGGAAGUGCUGGGAGACAAUAAAUCGAAAGAAAGAGCCGAAAACGAAUUAUCCAGAUUGAAUAAUUCGAUCAGAGAAAAAGAAGCCGAACUGGAAAAGGUGAAACCCCAAUAUGAACAAAUGAAAAAGCGAGAAGAAGAAUGUUCAAGAGAAUUAGCCCUCAAAGAACAAAAAAGGAAGGAAUUGUACGCGAAACAAGGCAGAGGAAGUCAGUUUACCUCGAAGGAUGAUAGAGACAGAUGGAUACAGAACGAAUUGAAAUCCCUGAAUAAACAAUUGAAAGAAAAAAAAGAUUAUCGCGAUAAAUUGGAAGGGGAAUUGAAAAAGGACGCCAAUAAAACGGUGGAAUUGACUAGAAAAAUCGAAGAACAAUCACAAGAAUUAGAAAGACAGAAAAAUUUCAUAGACGAACACAAUAAACAGUGUUAUGAGUUGAAGAAAAAUAAGGAUCAAUUUCAAGCUACCAGAAACGAAUUGUGGCGUAAAGAAAACAACGUCCAACAAAAUUUGUCGUCGUUGAAAGAAGAAUUAGCGAAAGCCGAUCAGAAAUUGAGAUCGAUGGUCGGUAAACCGAUAUUGAACGGUCGCGAUAGCGUCCGGAAAGUACUGGAAACUUUCGUUUCGAGAGGGGGACGCGAAGCGGAGUUCGCCAAACAUUAUCGAGGACCGGUUAUCGAAAAUUUCGAUUGCGAAAAAAGUAUUUACACAUCGGUGGAGGUUACCGCCGGUAAUAGAUUGUUCCAUCACGUCGUCGAUACCGAUGUGAUCGGUACUCAAAUAUUGAAGGAGAUGAAUCGACAAAAGUUGCCGGGUGAAGUUAAUUUUAUGCCUUUGAAUAGAUUGAACGUCAGGGAUCAGGAUUAUCCUAAUGAUUCGGACGCUAUACCGAUGGUCUCAAAAUUAAAUUACGACCAGAAAUUCGACAAAGCCAUGCGCUACUUAUUCGGCAAAACCCUAAUUUGUCGUAACAUGGAAGUAGCCACGAAAUUAGCCCGUACAACAGGCUUAGAUUGCAUCACCCUCGAAGGCGAUCAAGUAUCAUCGAGAGGUUCGUUAACGGGCGGUUUCUUCAACGCAUCAAACAGCAGACUAGAAAUGCAAAAAACCCGAAGCGAAACCAUGGAACAGAUCAAACAAUGCGAACAAGAACUGAAAAAUCUGAGGAUGGAAUUGGGUAAAACCGAAACGUCCAUCAACGGAAUAGUUUCCGAAAUGCAGAAAACCGAAACGAAAAACAGCAAAGCAAAAGGUAUUUACGAUAAAGUUAAAGCGGAGCUGAGAUUGAUGCGCGAGGAGUUGUCGAAUAUCGAACGAUCCCGCGGUCACAAGGAACGCACCUUGGCACAAAGCAAAUCCAGUUUGGAGGCGAUGCAAACGACCAAAGAAGGUCUCGAAUCGGAAUUGCAUCAGGAAUUGUUGGCUCAACUUUCCGUGCACGAUCAAGCCCAAGUCGAUUCGUUGAACGACGAUAUACAGAAAUUGCAAAAGGAGAACAAGGAGGCGUUCAGUACGAGGAUGAGAUUGGAAGCAGAAAAAAAUAAAUUGGAAAAUUUGUUAACAAACAAUUUGAUUAGAAGAAGGGACGAAGUGUUGCACGCCCUUCAAGAGAUAUCGUUGGAGGAUAGGAAAAGGCAAUUGACUAAUUGCAAAGCCGAAUUGGAGGAGAUAGAUAAAAAAAUCGAUAAGAUUAAUGUGGAUUUGACCAUGGUGGAGAAUAAAGUUAAAGAUAUGACCAAAAGGUUGAAAACGGAACAGACCGAAUUGGAGAACUGGAAGAAAAAAGAAAAAGACGCCCAAGAUAGGAUCGACGAGGACGCCAAACAUUUAGAAAAGUUCGCUUCGAAACAGAACCUUUUGGAACAAAAAAUCGCCGAAUCCGUCGAAAAAAUCAACCAACUCGGCGCUCUACCGCCCCAAGAGAUGUAUUCCAAUUACGUGAAGAUGUCUUCCAGAUCCCUAUUUAAAGAACUGGAAAAGGCGAAUAACAAACUCAAACAAUUCAGUCACGUGAAUAAGAAAGCUUUGGAUCAGUUUAUGAGUUUUUCCGAUCAAAAGGAAAAACUCCAAAAGCGAAAAGAAGAAUUAGACCGAGGAGAUGAGAAAAUCAAAGAGUUGAUAUCGAUGUUGGAACAACGUAAAAUGGAAGCGAUACAAUUCACGUUUAAACAGAUAUCGAAAUAUUUCACGGAAGUUUUCAAAAAAUUGGUACCCGCAGGUCGAGCUAAGCUUGUUUUGAAAACCAGCGACCACGAAGAAGGCCACGAAAUCGGUCCGGACGACAAUAACGCCGAUAAUUUCAUCGGUAUCGGUAUUAAAAUAUCCUUCACCGAUGCCGACGUCGAAAUGAAAGAGAUGAAUCAACUUUCCGGUGGUCAAAAAUCCCUGGUAGCUUUGGCGUUGAUCUUCGCCAUCCAGAAAUGCGAUCCGGCGCCAUUUUAUCUAUUCGACGAGAUCGACCAAGCUUUAGAUCCGACUUAUAGGAGAUCGGUGGCUAAUAUGAUUCACGAAUUAUCGAGCGAAGCUCAGUUUAUCACCACGACGUUUAGACCUGAACUACUCGAACAUGCCAAUAAGUUCUAUGGUGUUAAAUUCCGUAAUAAGGUUAGUCACGUGGAGUGCGUGAGCAGGGAGGUGGCGAGGGAUUUCGUCGAGGACGAUCAAACACAUGCUUGAGUUAAAUCCUUUCCGUUAAUGUCUUGAUUCGUUUUUUUUUUAAUUCAGUUUUUUGGAGUUACAAAUACGUUCUUAGUUGUAAUGUUUAUUAAAAUGUGUUUAUUUUACGAAUAAAGAAGUUUUUU